AUGUUAACGUCAUUGCCCUUGUUCCAGCUUCUGAGCGUCCGCCUCGAGGAACUACGUGUGGCAACCGCCAAGGAUCCUGCUCUGUCGACCAUCCGAUCCUAUGCCGAGACUGACUGGCCGGAAAACAAAGAGGACGUCCCAGCAUGUGCCAGGCCAUUUUGGGCGUAUCGAGAAGAGAUGCAUACACAAGAUGGCCUCGUCUUUCGCAGCAACAAGAGGCUGAUGGGUCGACAGACGAGAACACUGCUCCCGGUUCCCUCCUGCCACCUGAAGCCGGCACCAUUGCCCAGCAGGAAGGUGCACUCCCGUCUCCAGGAGAUUCGCCACAAGCAGAAGGUCUACUACAAUCGAGGUGCUCGGGACCUGCGCGCCCUCUCACCGGGUCAGAGGGCCUCGUUGUACGACACGCACACACGGACGUGGUCCCCGGUCGUUGUGCUGGGAUCAGCGGGAGCUCCACGCUCCGUACUGGUAAAAAACAGAAGAUGGCCGAGAAAUGCGACGCACACGGGAACAUCUCCGGGAGGUUCCAGAGCUACCAUGCCCCGACACUACCACACUCCUUCCUCAGGCUUGCCAGGCUCGGGACCCGUUCCAGAGCCGCCACUACCACGGAGAAGCACUCGGGAACGUCGCGAGCCUCGUCGGUACCCCAUGCCAGAGCGACCUAUAUUGCCCCAAGGAAAGGAAGAUGUAACCGAGUUGGCACGGCCGCGAUAGCGAGCGCAAGCUGUCGCUCCUACGUAAGCCGUGACGUCACCCGCCUGGCCUACUUAACUCGUCACUAUAGGCAAUAAACGUUGUUCGACCCAUGA
Rhipicephalus sanguineus (brown dog tick) is the source of this 815-nucleotide messenger RNA. RefSeq lists its product as uncharacterized. The record is from RefSeq and is a predicted model, not a curated record. NCBI's taxonomy places the organism in Eukaryota, Metazoa, Arthropoda, Arachnida, Ixodida, Ixodidae. The transcript has 2 exons. Bases 1 to 720 code for a protein of 239 amino acids.